AUGUCUGGAUACUCAUCAUCCGUGAAGCGUAACGAGUCAGCGAUUGCCUCAGACGCAGAGUCCGACGUGGAGGUUGUACCUGGAAGACCAAUUAGGCGUAGUUCUUCGUUGUUCUCAUUAUCCAGCAAUCAAGAGCCACUUCCCAAACCUGAUGAAACCGAAUAUGUGAAAUUUUUGGAAGAUAAACGCCACUUUAGUAUGAUCAGAAACCUUCAUAUGGCCGACUUUAUCACCUGUCUUAACGGGUUUUCAGGAUUUUAUUCGAUCAUUUCUUGUUUAAGAUACACGUUGACGGGGAAAACAUUAUACGUUCAAAGAGCCCAUUUUUUCAUCUUGUUGGGACUUUUCUUUGACUUUUUCGACGGCAAGGUUGCUCGUCUUCGUAACAAGUCAUCGUUGAUGGGCCAGGAGUUGGAUUCGUUGGCAGAUUUGGUGUCUUUUGGUGUAUCACCUGCUACCAUUGCAUUUGCAAUUGGGUUCAGAUCCACCUUUGAUGUGCUUGUACUCACGUUCUGGGUGUUGUGUGGGUUGACCAGAUUGGCUCGGUUCAACGUCAGCACCAACAACAUUCCAAAGGAUAAGACGGGAAAGGCCAAAUUUUUCGAAGGAUUCCCCAUUCCUACCAAUUUGGGAUGGGUCGCUUUUAUGGCUUAUUUGGUGUGGAAAGACAAGAUACUCGAAAAACUUCCUGGCGGAGUUCUCUUUGAAGGAACGUUUGCUGAAGUGCAUGUUUUGGUAGCAGGGUUCUUCUUGCAAGGCUGUGCCCAGAUUUCCAAAUCGUUACAUAUCCCAAAACUUUAA
This is a messenger RNA of Meyerozyma guilliermondii ATCC 6260, 801 nucleotides long. RefSeq names its product CDP-diacylglycerol-serine O-phosphatidyltransferase (gene CHO1). Gene Ontology annotation, biological process: phospholipid biosynthetic process. Gene Ontology annotation, cellular component: membrane. The record is from RefSeq and is a predicted model, not a curated record. NCBI's taxonomy places the organism in Eukaryota, Fungi, Ascomycota, Pichiomycetes, Serinales, Debaryomycetaceae. Bases 1 to 801 code for a protein of 266 amino acids. The transcript has a single exon. Gene Ontology annotation, molecular function: phosphotransferase activity, for other substituted phosphate groups.